GGUUUGUUGAUAUAUUUGUGCUCAACAGCUGCAGCUGCUGAAUUGUUGCUUAUUUGGCGCUCUUUUUUUCGUAAAUUUCUUCGUUGUUGUUGUUUUUUUUUUUGGUCAUAUAAUUCUCACCACCACCAUCAUCGUCAUCAUCAUCAUAGGAUUAUAUUUCCACAAUUCGAUCGAACAUCGAUUUUUUCAUAUCGUUUGAUCGUUGGGUGUGUGUUUGUUUUUUACCAAGAUUUUUCAUCAUCAUCAUCAUCAUCAUCAUCAUAACAAUCAACGCCAUCAAUUAUGAAUAAACUGUAAACAACAACAAUAUAUUUCAUCACGGUUUAUUGUUGUUUUAUAUACUGAAAAUAAUUCACAAAUAAAGAAUUUCUAUUUUCUUCUAUGCCAAAAUAAUAAUAAUAAUAAUGGCCAAUACACCGAAAAUUGAACCAAAUCUAUUACGAUCGAGUAGUCGUCGAUUUCAUCGAUUCGGUAAUCAAUCAUUUCGUCGAUUAGCAAAACGUUCGGCUGAUGUUGGCUUAACAUUUACCGAUGAUCAAUUUAAACAGAAUGAUCGUCAUGUAUAUCAAACAUCAGCAUUUAGAUCUCGUUUCAAUAUAGGCAAAGUUGUAUGGAAACGUCCAAAACAAUUGUUGAAAGAAAAUGAUUUCAAUUUUGAUUCAACAUUAUUGCCCAUUUUCAAGACUGAUCAUAAUCAUCUUUUUGUUGGCCAUUCACCGAAUUCAUGGUUAGUGGCAGCAGCAUUAGCCAUUGGCCAACAUCGAUCAUUAUUCGAACAAUUAGUCAAUAUUGAUGAACAACAUUUUCGUGAUCAAGGUAUUGCCCGUUUUACAAUAUGGCAAAUGGGUGUAUGGCAUAAAGUUGUUGUCGAUGAUCGUUUACCAUCCAUUGAUUCUGAACCAAUAUUCACUAGACCAAUUUGGACAUAUUCAUCAUGGUGGAUACCAAUGUUGGAAAAGGCUUAUGCAAAACUAUACGGAUCAUAUGAAGCAAUGGUUACAAAUGGUUCAUUACAUAGUGCAUUGAUUGAUUUUAGUGGUGGUGGAUCCGUGGAAAGUAUUGAUCUUUUACGUUUUGGUUAUUCAUCCGAACAAUUAUGGCAUAUAAUUAGCCGAGAAUUUCAAUCAAAAUCAUUAUUGAUUCUUAAAACCAAAGAAUUUAAACCAAUCGGAUCAGCACCAUUUGGUUUGGUAUCAAAUCGUUAUUACUUGAUACGUAAUAUUAAAAAACCAAUGGGAACAUUAAAAAGACUUUUAUCAUCAAAUUCAUCAUCAUCAUCAUCAUCAACUCAUCAUAGUAAUCAAGAUAAUCUUCCAUUAUUAAUUACGAAUACAAUUGCUGAUGGUGUAAAAAAUUGUAAAUCAAGUUUAUCAAUGAAUCCAAAAAAAGGUUUACAAGAAUUUUGGAUACUGUCAAAUAAUAUUACGAAUCUUUUUGAUACACUAACUAUAUGUCGUCCAUUUCAAUAUCAUAAAGAUUCUAUUCAUCGAUUGAUUGUUAACAAAUCAAUUGGCUGCGAUAAUUCAUCAUCAUCAAGUCUACAAUUUCGAUUCGAUGUUCGUCCAAUGUCUAAUAGUUCAUCAGCUAUGGUCACUACCGAUUCGUCUAACGGUAUUGGUGAUGGUGAUACAAACGGCCAACAUAAACCACAUCAUCAUCAUCAUCAUCAUCAUUCACAAUGUGUCGAUGUACAUUUUAAUUUGAUACAAAAAAAUUCACCAAUCAUACCGAUCGGAUUUCGUAUCUAUUCAAUUGAAUUGAAUCGUAAAUUCAAGGUUCAUCAAUUUUCAUCAUUACCAUUGAUAACAACAAUUGAUCCUGUUCAAUCAAGAAAUCUAAUAGUAACGAUAUCGUUACCAGCCAAUGCACGUUAUCUACUAAAACCAAUCUGUCCGGAAAUAUCAACAUUAUUGGUAUCAAUUUAUUCACCACAAAUCAAUGAUCUACGUCAAUUAACAAUGGAUAUGCCACGUCAUCAAUUAUUAUCAUUUAUGCAACCAGUCUAUCCAAGUGCAAUGACACGUAUACAUGUAUUGGGUUGUGAAGGUCUUGAACGGCAAGAUAGAUUUGGAACAGCCAAUCCUUACUGUAUAAUACGUUGUGGCCGUAAAUAUGUAAAAUCAUCAAUAGAAUAUGAAACACUAAUGCCUGUAUGGAAUAAUUUUUCUGCAAUAUUCUAUCAUCGUGAUAUUGAUAAAAUGGAACCGAUUUGGAUCGAGAUCUGGAAUCGUGGCAUACUUGUUGAUUAUUUUUUGGGUGCAAUUAAAUUUAUACCAAAAUUAACAAUGAUUAUCGAGAAUGAUAAUCACCACAAUCAUAACUAUAAAGAGGAACCUGUUCUCGAACAACAACAACAAAACAGACAAUCCAAUGAUAUGGUCAAUCAAUCAGAAGAGAUAUCGAUGGCUGAUAUUACGAAUAAAGAUCAUAGUGAUUUCAAUUAUCAAAUGAAUAUCGAAACGAUAAACGAUGACGAUGUUCAUAAUGAUCGAACAUCGGCAAAAUCGGCACCAUCUUUGAUCGAAAAUCAAGACUUAACAUGUGAACAACAACAGCAACAAAAUGUCAAUGAAAAUGAUGUCUAUGGUGAUAAUGAUGAUGAUAUUAUCUGUCUUCAACUGAUGGAUAAAAAAGGCCAUACAAAACGAUCGGGUUUCGUUUUAUUACGUUCGGAAACGGUGGAAGAUUUGAAAUAUUUUUAAUAUGUGCAUUUUUAUCUUGUCAUUUUUUUCAUUUUUUUAAAUUUAUAAUAAACACAUUCCA
Molecule: messenger RNA, 2763 nt
Organism: Dermatophagoides farinae (American house dust mite)
Lineage: Eukaryota; Metazoa; Arthropoda; Arachnida; Sarcoptiformes; Pyroglyphidae
Product: calpain-6
Biological process (GO): proteolysis
Cellular component (GO): cytoplasm
Molecular function (GO): calcium-dependent cysteine-type endopeptidase activity
Source: RefSeq, a predicted model, not a curated record